UUCUGUGUCAAGUCUCACGAAAUGUAUGUACACAAAUACAAUACACUCUGGAGAGAGGAGAGGAGGUGUUGAGGCAGGAUAAUGGCGACGGUGUCGUUGUUCCGCAAUUUAGUAGUAUAUGGCCGUUCUCCUCUGAUUCAGCAUCAUCAGAUGUAUGCUACUAGCAUCCCUAAUAGAUCAAAAAAGUCUGUCCGCUGUAAAACUGAUGUGCGUAUCUUUGCUCAAUAUUCGCAGACCAGGGAUGUUUUUACUUCUCGCCUCCAAGAUAGCAUUGAGAACUUGCCCGAGCUUUUGCAAGAUAUUGUCAGCACAUCAAUUAACACUGGUCCACGAGGAGUCCUGAGAUUUGCUCAAGGUAUUCAAGCGGUUAUUGGUGUCGGUGGUGAAUGGCUGACAGAUGUAUCAAGGGCAACAAACACAUCUUCUGGUUUACCAGUUCAAAUGCAGCUUGGGCUGCUUUCGCCAGUCUAUCUGAGGAGAUUGUUUGCUCGUUUGGGUGCAACUUAUAUAAAACUAGGGCAGUUCAUAGCAUCAGCACCAACAUUAUUCCCUCCGGAAUAUGUUCAAGAAUUCCAGUAUUGUUUCGACAAAGCCCCAUUAGUUCCUUUUGAAGAUAUUCAGAAGAUAUUGCGCGAGGAGCUUGGAAAACCAAUUGAUGAUGUGUAUGAGUAUGUUGACCCUACACCAAUUGCUUCUGCCUCGAUAGCUCAGGUUCAUGGUGCAAGGCUCAAAGAUACCAAAGAUGAUGUGGUGAUAAAAGUCUUGAAACCUGGUAUAGAAGACAUAUUGGUAGCUGAUCUGAACUUUGUUUACAUUGCUGCUCGACUUUUGGAGUUUUUGAGUCCUGACCUGAGCCGUACUUCACUGGUUGGUAUUGUCAAAGAUAUAAGGGAAUCAAUGCUUGAAGAAGUUGAUUUCAGAAAAGAGGCUGCAAAUAUUGAGGCAUUUAGAAGAUACCUACAAACAAUGGGGCUCACAAGGAAGGCAACAGCACCAAAAGUUUACCUUGAUUACAGUACUCAACGAGUUUUGACAAUGGAAAGGUUUUAUGGAGUUCCUUUGACAGACUUAAAUUCCAUUAGUUCUCUUGUAUCAAGUCCAGAAACAAGUCUUAUAACAGCCCUGAAUGUGUGGUUUGGUAGUUUGCUUGCUUGUGAAACAUUCCAUGCGGAUGUACAUGCAGGAAAUUUAUGGCAGUUGCGUGAUGGCCGUAUUGGGUUCCUUGACUUCGGCAUUGUUGGGCGAAUAUCACCAAAAACUUUUGCUGCCAUGGAAGUAUUUUUGGCAUCAAUUGCAACACAAGAAUAUGACUCAAUGGCAUCUGCUUUGAUUGAAAUGGGCGCUACAAACAAGAAUGUGGAUUCCCGGACCUUCGCAAAGGAUUUGGAGAAGAUAUUUUCGUCUAUACAGGAUUUGGACACUGAAAUUAUUGUUGCAACAGCCAAGGGAACUAAUACCAAUGCUGCUGCUGUUUCUGCCAAUCUAGUUGUUGAUGAAAGACAGAUGAAUGCACUAUUUCUUGAUGUGGUUCGUGUUAGUGAAUCAUAUGGGUUGAAGUUUCCUAGGGAAUUUGCACUUCUUAUGAAACAACUGCUCUAUUUUGAUCGCUAUACACGAUUGCUGGCGCCGAACUUGAACAUGCUUCAAGACCAAAGAGUCACCAUUGUCUCUAAGAGAAGCGGUGGCAACAGGAAUACUUAUCAGUAAAGUUAAA
Molecule: messenger RNA, 1714 nt
Organism: Impatiens glandulifera
Lineage: Eukaryota; Viridiplantae; Streptophyta; Magnoliopsida; Ericales; Balsaminaceae
Exons: 11
Coding region: 82-1707 (541 amino acids)
Cellular component (GO): plastoglobule; plasma membrane
Source: RefSeq, a predicted model, not a curated record